This is a messenger RNA of Tachysurus fulvidraco (yellow catfish), 1991 nucleotides long. RefSeq names its product pipecolic acid oxidase (gene pipox). Gene Ontology annotation, cellular component: peroxisome. Gene Ontology annotation, molecular function: sarcosine oxidase activity; L-pipecolate oxidase activity; flavin adenine dinucleotide binding. The record is from RefSeq and is a predicted model, not a curated record. Lineage: Eukaryota; Metazoa; Chordata; Actinopteri; Siluriformes; Bagridae. The transcript has 8 exons. The coding region runs from base 65 to 1210 and encodes 381 amino acids.
GGAGAACUUUGGUCUGUUCUGACAUUAGGCUGUAGCACAUUUUAAACAGCAUUGCUUUUUCAACAUGGCUUAUGAGUGUAUUGUUAUAGGAGCGGGGAUUCAGGGCUCGUUUACCGCCUACCACCUCGCCAAAAAUAACAAGAAAACUCUCCUGCUGGAGCAAUUUGUCCUGCCACACUCCCGUGGAAGUUCCCAUGGACAGACACGCAUCAUCCGGAAAGCUUAUGAACAUGAUUUCUAUAUUAACAUGAUGCAGGAGAGCUAUAAGCUGUGGGCCCAGCUGGAAAAGGAAGCAGGAGUGAAGCUGUACAGGCAUACUGGCCUGCUUCUGAUGGGUCCAGAGAAUGGAAAGGACUUUCAGCUCAUUAAGAGCUCAAUGCAGAGGAACAAGAUUCCCACUGAGGUGCUGGAGAGACACGAGUUCAGCCAACACAUCCCCAAUGUGAACCUGACGAGCGGAGAUGGUGCGAUUGUGGAAACCACUGCUGGAGUUCUGUAUGCAGACCGUGCACUCAGAGCAGCCCAGGCAGUGUUCCAGUCACAUGGUGGCAUGAUAAAAGAUGGAGAGAAAGUGAUUAAUAUUGAGCCUGGAGAUUUAAUCACAGUGACAACAGACUCUGGCACAUACCAAGCGAGGAAUCUGGUGAUCACCGCUGGUCCGUGGGCCAAAACACUUCUGUCCCACACUGGACUACAGCUUCCACUGCAGGUGCUAAGGAUAAAUGUGUGUUACUGGAAGGAGAAGAUUCCAGGCUCCUACAGUAUCAAUAAUCGCUUUCCCUGCUUCAUCCAGAUGCAGCCAAAGGAGGCCGAGCAUGAUAUAUACGGCCUCCCUUCCAAUGAGUAUCCAGGACUCAUGAAGGUUUGCUACCACAUGGGCAGCGAAACGGAGCCGGAUGAGCGAGACAGACAGACAGAUAGACGGGAGGUCGAUGCUUUGUCCAGCUACAUCAGCCGUUGUUUUCCUGGCCUUGUGCCUGUGCCUGCUGUUGUGGAGAGCUGUAUGUACACUAUCACACCUGACAGACAUUUUGUCCUGGACCGCCACCCAAGCUACAGCAACAUUGUGAUUGGAGCUGGGUUCUCAGGCCACGGAUUCAAGUUCGGUCCGGUCGUAGGGAAGGUACUGUGUGAGAUGAGCAUGGGCCAGAAUCCUUCCUAUGACCUUUCACCGUUCAGCAUCCAUCGCUUCCAUGGCAAUCCCAAAUAAGCUCCAUGAGACCAGGGUCUAUAGCAGAGUAUCUGUGAAGACAUUUCUAGUAAUACAUGACAAAAUGUUGAUGUGUCAAAAAUUAUCUUAAUACGCAUGAUUUUUAACGGUGCCUUUGUUUAGCUUAAGUGGACAGGGUUGGUAAAUCAUUAAUGCCUAAAAUGCAAGUCCUUUGAAUGAAAAUUCUUGUAUCUUUAGAUAAUUUCUAUGAAAUAUACUCUGCUCUAAUUCGCUAUACAGAAGACCACUAUACUGUAAACUUUUACACAAUCAUAGUGUUCUUCCAUGAAAUCACUGAUAUGAUCUUCCUGCUUCAGUGGGACCUGCUUCUACCGCUUGAUUCAAGACAUAGAAGCCAUUACUAUUUGUGAUGAGAUGCAUAACACCAAUGUUUUUACCUUCAUUCAACUUAAAGCACAUAUUUGUUUUAUGCAUUAUUUGCUUCUCUAUGCCAAAGUGAGGUUCCCCACUGCAUACAAAGUAAAUUGUUUGUUUAAAAAAAGACAUCAGCCACUGAACAAUUUGCCUCAAAGGAACUAGGCAGCAUGUUGUUGUGCCGCCUGUAACUAUUUCGCCCUGUAAACAUGUUAAUCACUAAUCAGGUGGCCUGUUACUAUAACCGUUCACCACCAUCAGCAGGAAUGAGGAAAUUAUACGGCGUGACAGCAGGGGAGCCGGCGCCCAUUCAUCCUUGGGGCUAAGAGCAUAUUGAUUUUGUUAGAUUAUUAAUGGCUGCAUUAAAUUGCCAUCAAGCACGCAUGGCCAAAUAUUUACCUCAGCA